This is a messenger RNA of Aethalodelphis obliquidens (Pacific white-sided dolphin), 1318 nucleotides long. It is a transcript of the gene CUNH1orf141, whose product is annotated as chromosome unknown C1orf141 homolog. The record is from RefSeq and is a predicted model, not a curated record. Lineage: Eukaryota; Metazoa; Chordata; Mammalia; Artiodactyla; Delphinidae.
AUGGCAAAAAAAAUCUUAGAGAAGUUAGAUAUUCUGGAUGAGCAAGCAAAGACACUCUUGGCCAUAAGAGCAAAGAAAAACUGCCUUCAGAGUGAAGUAAAGAAAAAGAUUUCAGUGAUGCCCCUGACAUUUGAUUUUCAGUUGGAAUUUGAAAAGGAUAUUGCUACCUCCAUAUCUGAGGCAGAAUCAAAGAUCACAAAAGACAGAUCACAUGGCAUUAAAAAAACAAAAAGAUAUGUCUCCUUCAAAAAUAUGCCUGAACCUAAAAAGAGUGAUUUUGAAAAGUCAAAUUUAAGACCACACUUUGUACCAACAAAAAUAAAAAUUCAAGAAAUCAAGUCAAUAGAGCCAGUAGAAGAAUAUCUAAAAUCAAGAUCUAUUAGAUCUUUUCAUUAUCUUAAGGAUACAACUGAGGUAGAACAUGCUAAGCCCUUCCAUGAACUGUAUUCACAGCAUAGACAACAACAAUGUAGAAGAACAUUGGGUUCUACAAUCUUUUCUCCUGUACCCAGCAUUCAGUCUAAUGCUUAUAAGAAUGAAAAAGACUCUAUUUCCAGUACAAAAGACAAUAAAUCCAUCAGAAAGGAUCAAUUAAAUGAGUAUUCAGUAAGAAAGAAAAGCUUGCCCCCCUUGUGCUUUGAGGAUGAACUGAAAAAGUCAAAUGCCAAGAUAAUCGACAUUAGUCCAGCAAAGACAGCAACUUCUUACACGGAAGAAAAUGAUACAAAUCCCAUAAUUUUCCAUGAGACUGGAUAUGUACAAAUGUUACUUUUGACAAAAAACAGGCUUCCUCCCCAUUCUAUGGAAAAUGGGAAUGGUUACCCAUAUAAAAGAUCAAAUAUUGUUUUAGAAAGAAAUUGUGGAAUGCUCAAAUCUGUAGCUAGAGGUCAAUUUAUUACUCCUUCCAAACCCAAAAGAACUCUGCCUACAACACAGAAGAAAGCUAUACAAGCAGUAUCUUUUGAAGUAAGCCGUAGAGUUGUAGAUGAUAAACUAAGGAAGAAAACUAGCAAGCAGAUAUUUGAAAACGUAUCUUGGAAUAAACUUUAUAACUUUUCACAGACUUUUUCCAGCCUAACAAAAAAAUCUGUGGGUUUCCUUGAUAAAACUGUUGUUCAAGAAAUGAGUGCUAACGGCAAAUUUGAAAAAACGUUUUCUACAGUAAAAACAAUGAGCAAAUUGAGUGCCUCGCCUGUCAAAUAUUGCUCAAAGCCUUCAAAAAAUAUACUCAAAGUCCAUAAAAUAAAUAAUGUAACACCAUUGGAUGAUUUGUUAAACUUGUCAAGUAAAAAUUAAGCACCUCAUAAAAUACUGUUUA